Messenger RNA from Argentina anserina (silverweed cinquefoil), 1428 nucleotides. Its product is annotated as GDSL lipase-like. The transcript has 5 exons. Lineage: Eukaryota; Viridiplantae; Streptophyta; Magnoliopsida; Rosales; Rosaceae. Bases 125 to 1222 code for a protein of 365 amino acids. The record is from RefSeq and is a predicted model, not a curated record. Gene Ontology annotation, molecular function: lipase activity.
UCAGCUACUUUGAAUUUUCGUACGCGUUGAAUUCCAUGCCAGAUUCAAGGCUCGACAGUCACACCUAUAUAGAACUGAAGCUGGGGAGAAGAUGAUGCAAUAAAAUAUUACCAUACAGACUAGAAUGGCAGCUUUGAAGAUUCAUGUUCUGACCUUGGCAUUCUGGGUUGGUCUUCUUAUUACUUGUAGCUCCCAUGGUGUUUCUGGGCUUAAGAAAAAGCAUGCAGCCCUGUACAUCUUAGGUGAUUCAUUGUUUGACCCUGGAAACAAUAACUACAUAAAUACCACCAAUGAUUUCAAGGCAGAUUGGUCUCCUUAUGGUGAAACUUUCUUCAACUACCCAACUGGUAGAUUUUGCGACGGGCGUCUAAUCCCCGAUUUCAUAGCUGAGUAUGCAAAGUUGCCAAUUGUACCAUCUUAUUAUCCAAGGAUUGUGGACUAUACUUAUGGGGUUAACUUUGCUUCUGGUGGAGCUGGUGCUCUAGAUGAAACUCGUAAAGGAUUCGUGAUACCCCUUAAUUAUCAAUUGCAUCUUUUCAAGAAUAUGGAGAAACAGUUGAGGCACAAGCUAGGUGAUGCAGAAACCUACACAUUGCUCUCAAGUGCUGUUUACUUGAUCAGCAUUGGAGGUAAUGACUAUUUCUCUCCAUUCGCUGACAAUUGCAGUUACUUCGAGACUCAUUCACAAGAGGAAUAUAUUGGCAUGGUGAUGGGGAACCUCACGAAUGUGAUCAAAGAAAUACACAACAAAGGGGGACGGAAAUUUGGGUUUACAAGAAUGCCGCCUCUGGGUCUUGUACCAUCCCAGAGACCAGGAAACAAGAGAACCUGUGUUAAAGAAAUCACAUCACUAGUGAACAUGCACAAUGCAGCACUUCCUAAAACCCUCAAAAACCUGAAGAGCAAACUGCAAGGAUUCAAGUAUUCAAUUGCAAAACUAGAUACUUACCUUAUUGACAGAAUCAAUAACCCAUCUAAAUAUGGUUUUAAGGAAGGAAAGAGUGCAUGUUGCGGCUCUGGACCAUAUGGAGGAAUUUAUAGCUGCGGAGGGAAGAGAGGUGUGACUGAGUACAACUUAUGUGCCAAUGUUAGUGAGUAUAUCUUUUUCGACUCUUUCCAUCCAACCGAACGGGUUUACCAACAAGUAUCCAAGCUAUGGUGGAACCGAUCUCCUGAUGCCAAAGAGCCUUACACUAAUCUCAAAGAGCUGUUUGAAGUGUAGCUAAAUGGGCAUUUCUUUGUUUUAUAAUAAACUCAGAAUUUAACAGAUAUAUAUAUAUAUAUAUAUAUAUAUAUAUAUAUAUAUAAUUAGUUGCUAUGUAAUAAGUUCAAAGUGACCAAAAACAGAAAAAUCUGUAGUCAUGGAUUGUGCAAUAACUGACAUCAAUAAACUGUGUAAUUGUUUGCAUCAGAGAGAUUCUUGUGUCU